AUGACGCGAACACGGACGUCGCUCAGGGAGCCUUCGAGGAGACAGCGAUCCCCAGGCGCGACCCCGAAGGUGGUUACCUUCGCCAAACAGAAAUUUCACCCCAACGUCGUCCUAGACACGUUCUUCACGUUCGUCGCGGAGCGCCACCGCAUCCACCAGCGCCGCCUGUACGGCGAGCAGCGACCCUGGACUGACGACUCCAUCCUCGACACCUACCCAUUUACGAACGUCUUCCGGAUAUACGACCGCGUCACACAAUACAUCCUCCACAACGUGAUCGCAAAGGGCGACCAGAGCCUGCACGAGCAGUGUUUCCGGGUGAUGCUCUUCCGCUCGUUCAACCGGAUGGAGACCUGGGACCUCCUCGUCGCGCGCUUCGGGGCGGUGACUUGGCGCGACUUCGACGUCAACGCGUACGAGGAGGUGCUGCUAGCGGAGCAGCAAGAACACCCCCUCUACGGCCACGCGUACAUAAUCCCCUCCCCAAAACUCGGCGGGCGUGCGAACGCGUCCAACCAUCUCCGCCUCGUCCAGCUCAUGAUGGAGGAAGACCUGCCCGGCGAGCUCAAGAAGCUGCAUCACCUGAAGGACGCGCACGGGCGGAUAAGCCUCUUCCCCAGCAUGGGCGACUUCAUGGCGCUUCAGCUGCUUCUAGACCUGAACAUGACCGCGCACUUCAACUACGCCGAGGACGAGUGGGUCGCGCUCGGCCCGGGCUCGCUCGCGUGCCUGCAGAAGAUGUUCGGGCCCGCGAUCCGCUCCUUCGAGCUCGACGCGCUGCGCUACCUGCACCGCACGCAGCACGCGCACUUCGCGCGCCUGCGCGUGCGCCCGGACUGCAUCCCGCGCGUCCCCGGGCGCGCGCACGGGCUCUCCAUGGUCGACAUCGAGCACGCGCUCUGCGAGUGCGAGAAGUACUCGCGCGCGUUCCACCCGGGCAUCGUCGGCAAGCGCCUCAAGGUCGCGAAGCGCGUGUUCGCGCCGCGCCCCGCGCCCAUCACCGCGGACGUCCCCGCGCACUGGCUCGCGGGCGCGCGACGCCGUACGGAGGGGCUCUUGCGCCCCGGCGCGAUUACGGUCGGGGGCAAGAAGGAGUACGAGGUGGAGCACAUCGUCGCAGAGAAGCGCAACCAGAGCGGGAGCGACCCGCUGUACCUCAUCCGUUGGGUCGGGUGGGGUCCGGAUGGCGACACCUGGCAACGCGAGAGCGACCUGGUGGGGGCGUCGCUUGUGCUGCAGGAUUGGAAGACCGCGAAGCAGCGCAUCGCAACCCGUGCUAUCGAGAUGCAGGACAUGGGUCUCCGAUUCAAGUCUCAGGAUCACAAGCUUAAGAAGGGCCGGAAGAGUGGAUGAUCUGUACGACAGCCUGAUUUGUACCUUCGCACUUUGCUUUCACAUUGCUAGUUAACGCUGUCUUCGUCCGUCCGUCGCUGUUUUAUGUAGCUAGGACAGUACAUAGUACACCAUAUUAGUUGCUUAGAUCCCGCUACUUAGUAGAGUAGGAUAUCGCGAUGCCAAUAAACUGGUGUCACCC
This is a messenger RNA of Trametes versicolor FP-101664 SS1, 1534 nucleotides long. RefSeq lists its product as uncharacterized. The coding region runs from base 1 to 1353 and encodes 450 amino acids. Lineage: Eukaryota; Fungi; Basidiomycota; Agaricomycetes; Polyporales; Polyporaceae. The transcript is spliced from 3 exons. The record is from RefSeq and is a predicted model, not a curated record.